Molecule: messenger RNA, 372 nt
Organism: Cylicostephanus goldi
Lineage: Eukaryota; Metazoa; Nematoda; Chromadorea; Rhabditida; Strongylidae
Source: the annotation of a GenBank genome assembly
AUGGAUUGUCGAACUUUGAAGAUAGCAUUCUGGACAAAUGGUCUUCUGUUCAAAGUCGUUCCUUGCAUAUUGCUCACAGUAUCAAUCAUUGCCUUACUAAAAAUUAUCAAAGAUUUAUCUAUACGAAGGAGGAGUCUUGCGCAGAUAAUGAACAAAAAGCGGAUGCCUCGGGACCACACCACUCCGAUGCUGGUAGCCGUGCUGUCGAUUUUUUUGAUUGCUGAACUUCCUCAAGGAAUUUUGCAUGUGUUCAAUGCGGUCUACUCUAAUGAUACUUUUUAUCAAAAGACGAGUUUUGAAAGACUGGCCAAAGUUAGCAGAUGUGGAUUCAUCUCGUCCCAAGCCUUCUGGAUUUACGACGGAUUUGACUAA